Molecule: messenger RNA, 1113 nt
Organism: Hirsutella rhossiliensis
Lineage: Eukaryota; Fungi; Ascomycota; Sordariomycetes; Hypocreales; Ophiocordycipitaceae
Exons: 3
Coding region: 1-1113 (370 amino acids)
Source: RefSeq, a predicted model, not a curated record
AUGACGCAACGGUCCAAUGCCAUUUCGGGAUAUGGCAAAAGCCUUCUCCAGCCGUAUCUACGUCAGCAAAAGCAGCUCUGGGUACCAAGAGACCCCCUCUUUGCCAUGUACAAAAUCAUGUUCCCAAACGAAGUCGAGCUCAGGAAAAGAAUGUUUCGGAGAAAGAAAGGACAGUUUCUUGUCCCAGGGCCAAACUACCAGUGGUGCAUUGAUGGCCAUGACAAGCUCAAGGCGUAUGGAUUCGAGAUAUACGCAGCCAUCGACGCCUACUCGCGCAACAUUAUCUGGUUCUACGUCGGCCACUCUGCUUCAACUGCCUUGAGCGUGCUGAAGCAGUACCUCGCGGCAUGUGAUGCCUAUGGCUUCCGGCCAUGGUAUGUGCAGGCCGACAGGGGUAGCGAAACGCCUCUGGUCGCGGCAGCCCAUUGGAACUUUGUAUUGACCACAGACGGACAAGUCGGAUGGCAUGGGCAAUUUUUUCAACAAGGCAGGAGAUUAAAGGACUCGUACAAGGCAGCUCCAAGUACGAAAAACGUUAAGAUUGAGAGUUGGUGGGAGCGUAUGCUUCAUGUCUCCUCCCGGCAGUGGGUAGACUACUUUGGGGAGCUAGCCAGGGACGGGGACUUCGAUGGCGACAUGCUAGAAGAUCAGAUUGCCAUCUACGGCGUGUUCGAAGAUGUACUACGUCAAGAGCUGUUCGACUUUGUGGAGGCGUGGAAUCUUCAUCGAAUACGCCUUCAGAAGAAUCGUCCUCACGUGGUCCACGGCCAGCCCUGGAUGAACUACCAUUACCCCGACCCGGACAAGGCAUGCAACUGGGGUAUCCCGAUUGAUCGGUCAGUCCUACGUGAAAUGGAACGACCAUUGGCGGAUAUUGACGUCAGCACGUGUCUGGAGCCGGAGACAAAAGAUUGGUGUGUCCAAGUUCUCCGUGGAAUGGGCUACGAUCAGCAUACCGCAAAGCGCCAACUGGGGGCGUUGCCGAAUAUCAAGCAUUACUCGAACGGGCAAAUCAAGCUCGAGAAGGAGAGCUUGGAGAUGGGGAACCAGCAGAGCAACCACUUGUGGAACUGGGAUUUGAAGACGAGGAAGGACAUGACAUUGAGGGAGUAA